AUGACUUCUGUUUCAGAUACACCGCUUCACCGAAGUAGUAUGCCAUCGCCAGCAAUGAUAGAGAGGCCAUCAUUAUUAUCGGCAUCAAGUGGUUAUGAAAACUAUCGAGGGUUUCUAAAUCUUCUCUAUGUUAUUUUGGGAAUAGGAAGUUCUCAUCUUGUCAUAGAAAAUAUUCUCAAGUAUGGAUUAUUAGUUGAAUUCGAUUGGCCUUUAAGAUUUUUAAAAGAUCCAACUAAUUGGCCAUCAGUAUUUCUUAUUCUAUUGAUAAAUCUAUUCAUUUUAUUUCAAUAUUGGCUUGAAAUACAAUUAAUGAAAGUAACAUCAGCGAAAAAACUUUUAAUAUUUUUCGAAAUAAUUAAUAUCAGUUUAAUAUUAAUCUUUCCUGUCAUAUAUAUACAUCAUCGUCAACCGAAUGCUGUAGGUGCUUUCAUAGCUGUAUGCCUUUAUUCCAUCGUUUUUUUAAAAUUAGUGUCCUAUACACAUAUUAAUUAUCGAUGUCGACUAGUUCUAUUAAGGAAAAAACAUGAUGAAACAAAUUCUGUUGUGAUAUCAAACGGUCCGAUAAUUUAUCCAAAUAAUUUAACAAUAAAAAAUCUUUAUUAUUUUCUAUUGGCACCAACACUUUGUUAUGAAUUAAAUUUUCCACGUACACAACGUAUACGUAAAACAUUUUUAUGUCGGCGUGUUGGUGAAAUACUUGUGAUUUCUUCAUUGCAAUAUUGUUUAGGUCAACAGUGGAUUCUACCCAUAUUACGUACGCUUCAUCGUCCACUGCAUCAUUAUUCACUAUUAGAAAAUAUCGAACGCCUUUUACGCCUUGCAUUACCAAAUCAUUUAAUAUGGUUAUUAUUAUUCUAUGUUUAUUUUCAUUCUACAUUGAAUUUAUUAGCUGAAUUAUUAUGUUUUGGCGAUAGAUUAUUCUAUCGAGAUUGGUGGAAUGCAACUGAUUUAUAUGAAUUUUGGAAUAGAUGGAAUACAAGUGUACACGAUUUUUCUAAGCGACAUGUUUAUCAUCCAUUAGUUGAUCAUUAUGGUUUUAGUAGAUCGCUUGGAACAUUGACUGUUUUUGUAAUUAGUGGUUUUUUUCAUGAGUAUUUAAUUAGUGUUCCAUUACGUAUGAUCCGUCCAUGGAGUUUUCUUGCUAUGAUAUUACAAGUGCCAAUAGGUCUUGCUGUACGACGAGUAAAAAAUGAGAAUAAAACGUAUGGAAAUAUUGCCGUAUGGGUGUCACUUAUACUUAUACAACCAAUUGCUAUUCUACUCUAUAUUCAAGAUUUGUUUUAUAGAGAUUUUGUAAAACAUUAA
Messenger RNA from Rotaria socialis, 1305 nucleotides. NCBI's taxonomy places the organism in Eukaryota, Metazoa, Rotifera, Eurotatoria, Philodinida, Philodinidae. The record is from the annotation of a GenBank genome assembly.